UCACUUGUUUAAUUCAAAUGUUUGUAAGGUAAAUGAGCAAAAGCAGCUACUUUUUCACAAGGUGGCAGUGUUGAAUUGAAAUGCAUAGGUUAUUUUUUGGGGGGUAUGUUUUCCAUCAAUACGAUUUUCAAAAGAGCAUAAAAUACAGCAUAUAUCAGUACAUGUAAAAUUUAUUUAUGAUUACAAUUUGUACAGUGUAUUUAUUUAACAUGGCGUAUGGCCUGUAGAAGAAUUAUUGAAAUAUAAACCAGAUCUAUUGAUAUUUUAAAAUAUAAUUUAUCAGAACAUAUUUGGCCCACAUUUGGCAAGAUUAUAGAUCAUUUAAGUGGGUAUUUGAGCAGAAUAAACACCAGUUGGAACUUGUGCUUUGUUUGAGUCACAUGACAACCCCUAUGCUCAUAAGGAAUAGUUUUUCUCAGCUCUGCUGAGGAGCACCAGUUCACACAUCCAGUAAGGAACUUCUGAGAUAGAGCAUUUGAGAUGGAAAUAAUGACAACCCCCUGCUAGAUUCUGUCUAUGCAAAAAUAAUUAAAAGCGAAAGAGGACUGUUGCUAGUCAUAAAGAGGGAGAACAGCACUGAAUUUGCAUUUGGAAGAAGUCUAUUCAUGUCCACACAGGAUUUGCACAUGCAUUACUAAGUUUUGGUGAACAAACAAUUGUUCACAUUGUUUAGCUGAGUAUGUUCUGCUCAUGUCUCAUAUGUUGCCAUCAUCUGAAUUUGUGAAAUACAUCUUUUGGCUUCCAUGACGGAUUGCAUUUCUUCAGGCGAGAACCAACUGGUGGCCCGUGUUUCUUUUAUGUUACUUGGAGUUGGAUCUCUUAUUAUUUUUACAUCAGUUGUGGGAUUCCUUGGAACUGUUAAGGAAAUCAGAUGUCUACUAGUUACAUAUGUGUGUUUUCAAGUCCUGGUGUUUUUCACCCAGAUUGCCAUAUCAGCACUGAUAUUUCUGAAGAAAGAAGUGGUCUACCAUCAGUGGAACAACAGAAUUGAUGAAGUUAUUUCUGAAUAUGGGAAUAAAAGUCUGGCUGAAAAGGAACCUGUGUGGAAUAUUCUGAAUUCUGUGCAGCAGAAUAUGGAAUGCUGUGGAAGAUAUAACUUCACACAGUGGGAAAAGAAUAAAAACAUGGAAAACCGUGCUCAGAUCCCAUGUUCAUGCACAAAAUCUAAUCUGAAGAAAUGGUUUUGUGAUAUCCCAAGGAAUUCAACAUACAGUAUGGGUUGUGAAGAAUAUUUAGAUACGUGGUUUGAAAAUAAUGUUUUGAUCUUAAAUGGAAUUAGUAUCAGCCUGCUAAUUACACAGGUAUUUGUGAUCACAUUAACCAUGAAGCUACUUAUUAACAUCAGAAGGAAUAGUAUUUGGCCAAAUGAAUGAUGAAUUCCUCUGGGUGUUGCUGUUGUGCAAGAUCUGUUCCAUUCCUGUGACAGUAAUCAAAAGUUCACGUUGCACUGUAUGUGUUUUAAUCACCAGUAUAUUAGCAUUUGGGCUUUAAUGUGUUCGAUUUUUGAUCAUACUUACAGAUAUGCUACAAAACUGUUUUAAAGUGUUAAGUACUAUACCUUUUACUAUAUAUGGUUAAUAAAACUUCACCUGUGUUAGUAUGCCCUCUAAUCUUUAACUGUAAAAUUUUGAUUAGUAAAGCUCUGUGCAUUCUUCCCAAGAUAUCAAUCAAGUUGGCAGGGAGAUGCAGCCUUCCCUCCAAGAACUACAUUUUCAGAAAUAAAGAAUACUUUAGCAAGUGUGUAGUGACUUCUGCAGAUAUACAAGUACUCGUAUUCAGUUAACUUGGGAUGUUCCUUCACUAGUGCAGUAAAUUAUAUUCCAAUCAAGUAAACACCUAUUCUUACUUCACUGGUUGAUUACACUUAAAAAAUUUACUUGUGCAAACCUCCUCCCAACCUCUCCUUUUAAAAAGAUGCAAAGAACAGGAUUAUCUGGGUAAAUGCAGCCAAGCAAAGACUGGAUGAAUAUGUGGAACAUAAGGUACUCCCAUAGAGUAUAUUCAUCCUGCCUUUUCUAGAUAAGUAUUUUAUUAUGACAUCCUCUAGAAGGAUUUCAUAUACUUGUAUUUUUCUGGUUUGAGUGUAAGCCUGGUUUCACUUGUUUAUAGUUUCUACAACUUGAAAUGAUUUAGACUUAAUUAAUUGAUUCCAUUUCAAUAUUAUAUAGUCAAGAAUUCAGAAAACAGUGUCAGCUAUGAAAUCUAAAAUUGUUUCUGAUGUACCUUUGUUACAGAAUAGUUGUUAAUUAUGUGAUCUCAUAUUGUCUUUCCACCAUAAGCUACAAUCCAAAUUCUGUAACUGUUGUCCUAAUGCAAAUAUUAUUGAAGCAUGAAUAGAAGCAGCUCCUAUUGUCCUCAGUGACAACUUGGCAUGCCCAAGUGAGAGGAGAAUGUGCUUCAGUGUGUGUUUCUUAAACAAUACAUAUCACAGAAUGGCCCGGGUUGGAAGGGACCUCAAGGAGGAUGAAUCUCCAAGCCCCCUGCCACAGGCAGGGCCACCAACCUCCCCAUUUAAUACUAUACCAGGCUUCCCAGGGUCCCAUCCAACCUGGCCUUGAACACCUCCAGGGAUGGGGCAUCUGCAGCCCCUCUGGGCAGCCUGUUCCAGCACCUUACCACAUUCAUAGUAAAGAACUCAUCAAGACCUCUUAUGAACAUUCACCAUAAAAUGUUGCUGAAUCAAGCAUAUGGGUAAAUAGAUAAUAUACUUAUGUAUGAAAGUAAUAUAGAAGACUGGCCAUACUGCCAUACAUGCUGCUGGUGAUAACAGGAGUAAUUAUAGAAACAUCAUUAUUAGUACAGAAUUUACUAAGAAGUCUUGGAAAGAACAGAGGAUAAAAUCUACUGUAUAAAAAGGGUUUUUUAACUUCAUUUUUGAGAUAAGAAAAUGGAGAUGUGUUUAAUCUGCUAGUUUGUGCAGUGCUGCUGGUAGACACUAGAGGACACAGAGAGCUAAAGUAUUAUAUAAGACGUACAAAAAUAAACACAAGAUUCAUAGAAAGUUAUGAUGUACAAGCCUUAUAUGUAUGCCACACUUCAGAACAUAUUGAGCCACAUAACACUAUACUUUCAGAGAAAAGGGUGUUCAGAGACAGUGGGCUUCAGUGGUCUGUGCCACAGCAAGAAAUUCACUGUAGCUGUCACUGUAUUAAAGCUCAGAAAAGUAAUGAGUGAUUGCAGUUUAGCUAAUUUAGAAGAUGUAUGGACAAAACUAGGAGAUGUCCCUAAAGGGAUGUAUGAUGUGAGAGUGCAGAGGGAAAUAAUAACUGCAUAAAUUCCAAAUACGAGUGAGUAAAGAAAGGAAAUGCAGGCUGUGGUUACAGUCUUUCAUGUCGCUUAAAAGCACCCUGCUGCUAAAGAGACUGUUCUCGUCUUCGUGUUCUGCCUAAGCAUUGGCACUUGUACACAUUCAGCUUUGUUGGAAACUAAUUCAAAGAGCCCUGUCAGGUUUAAAAAUAAAACUAAGUUAAAAAAAAAAAAAAGUGAAAAAAAGAACAGCCUGUUUAUAUCAUUACUAGUUCAGUAUUGUUUAUGUAGUUAUUGGCCAAUGCUAGUCAAGAAUGAAAUACAUAUACGCUUCAGGGCUUCAAAUUUUAGUUUUUACGUAAAGUUCUCUAACUUCUAUGCAAAAAUGAAUCUCCCUCUUACUUUAUCUGCAUUCACCCCACCGCAUUAUGUGCCUGGAUGAACAAUGUUUCAGCUUCAGUGGCUGGUCCGGCACACUGACUGCUUUCACUCACAGCACCUUGUGACCUCAGGACUAGGGUGCUGUCUUGAGAUCUGUGGGCUCAGCUUCUGGAAGAGAACAAAACUGAAAACUUGUUUUUUCCAACCUGUAUAAUGGAUGCUCCAGUUGUUGGAACACUAUACAAUAUAUGGGGCUGGAAUCACUGCCAGUAUUGUACCAAAUUUAGUCAUAGUGUUAGUCAUAGACAAAAAGUGACUAAUUUUGGGGGGAUUCUCUGGGGGUCUUAUGGAGACUUUCGGUGACUCUAUUGCUUGGUUUAAACUUGAAUUCUUAUAGAGGCAGAGUUACAAGCUAGAUGCCCGGUACCACUGAAGUAGGUGCUUUGAAAGCAUGUGGUAAUUGAAGUCAGGCUCCCAAAAUAUUUCUGGACAAGGUAAGGAGGCACGAAUGAUGUGUCUACGUGGCUAGACAGUCCUAGAAAACCGUGGUGUGAAUGCCAACUGGUUGAUUUGUGUUCCUAUUGUGAAAGAAAUAAAAAUUAUAGUGAUCUUGUUUCCACUUAUUGCUCAGCUCCCAAGGGAACAGAAUAUGCAGUUCUCAAAGGACAACUCUAAUUUCUGAUUGGUACUUAUCCAAAGCUAAUUUAAGCCAAUGUCAGUUCUUCAGUGAAUGUCGUGUCUGUGUACUGAAUUGGGAUCUUCUGUAGCCCUGCAGAUAAUGCUACUCCAGUACAAAAGUUAUGGAGAACAUGUCCAGAUAUUUUAAAUACCAAUUUGGUCUAGAACAGAUGUGAUAACUUAGGGUAUGGCUUAGAAGGCUUUGAAGAUAUAAGCUCAAAAGAGCAUGAUAGAUCAAAAAUUUGGCUGAGAUGGAAAGCUUGAAAACUACUUUAUCAUUGAAUACUAGCUGUUAGGGCACUAUUAUCCAUUAGCAAACAAAUAAAAAAGGAACACCGAGCUUGAAAAUGUAACUUUAAGAAGGUGUCAAGAUCUGUGUUUUUGUAGUGAGGCAGUCUCUAACUCUUUGAACAUAUCUUUUUUAAAGAACGCUCUUAAGCCUCAUUUACCUGCCAAAUGUACGUAAAGACAGUCCUGCAUCAUGCUUUGAUCACUGAACUUAUGGAAUUUAUCUCUGAUGACAGUAAGGUCAUCACAAUGAUCUGUAUAUUUAAUAAUUCGUAAAAAAAAAAAAAAAAAAAAAAAAUCCUGGCUAGAUUACCAGCAUGGAUUUUCUUUGGAAACAAUUUAUGUUCAUGUUUUUGUUUCCCCCUUCCCCCCCCCAAUAUAAACUAUUCUUAUUGUCUUAUAUCUUUCUUUUUAAAGACAAAGGAUCAGUGUUUUAUUUCUGAUCAACUGAGUAAAGCAUUUCAACACAGGAAAAAAAAUAUCCUAUGAAUUGCUGGAGUUUGGGGCUCAUUAAGUGGUCAUUUAAAAUACUCCUAUCUGUAAAUAAACAACAUUUUUCACAUGCACUGACAGUUUCAAAAUCUCAAACUACUGGAAAAUAGCUGUACAGUUAGCUUAUGGUGUUUUCCUUUAUGUAAACACAUUUUACAUACUGGCUUUAGUUUGAUUGAAGCUUUUCAAAGUCUUCGAGCACUGCUUAUUCUUAUGGUUUGUGAAACGUGAGGUAGUUUAUUUCUUUAAGUUCUAGAUUAUAUUCUGAGAAUUAAAGGUUCACUUCUACUCAUCCUGCCAGAAAAUAAAAGUUUACAGCAAGAUACACAGGCUUAAAAAAAGACUGAGUGUGGGAGGGAGGCACAGACUGUAUUUUUUAAAAAAGCUUGUGAAGAUUGAACAAAUCACAUAUUUUUUGAGCACUGGAUUUGGCUGGAGCUGGUAAUACUGCAUCUCUCAGAAUCUGGUCUAGCUGCAGCUAUUUUGAAAUUAUGUUAGUAAGGGUUCCCAGCUGCUAAACAUUCAAUUUUCUGUAUGUUUUGCAGCCACAACACAACUCAUUAUUACAACAUGCAGAAGGGCACAUACUGAACUGUACAUUCAAGUUCAGUGAAUGAAACUUAUAACUGCACGAGAGAUCAUUUGUAACACAUGCCUCUUUGUCUUUAAAAAUUAUAGUAGUAUUAUCAUACCGAACAUAUAUUUCUACCUAAAUUCAGUUCCACUCCUAUGCACUCAGUAAUCUGGAACUGUAGAUGAACUUAAAGGUCCACUCAGGAGGAGGGCAAAGGGCAUGAUGACUUUGAAGGAUCAGACUUUUAAUAUCAGACAUUUACAAAGACUAUGGGAAGAGCAGGGUUCAUAAAACAAUUCCCACUUCUCCCCAAUUUAUUGGACAUAGGAUAAAGAACGCCAUAAUGUCCAAAAUGCCUGGGUGGUACAACCCAUAAUCUCUCCAGUGUAUAAAACAAAUGGAGAUGGUUAACUUUUUCUUGAUACCUGUGCCUGUAAUUUCACUCUUUUCCAGUGUAGAGGAAGCUGAAGGUUUACUGUCUAUCAGACAUAAUUUAAUACAGGAUGAAAACAUCAACCUGCAGUGUUAACGUCUAGUACAGCAUAUGAUUUUUAGAUACUAUAUUACUUGCAAACACCAUGAAUUUACUGACUGUAUGAUCUUGAACAUCAUUCCAGUUUGAAUGUAGAUAGCAACAUACAUAUUUUUGAAGUGCUGUGUAAAAUACUAAUUGUUGUUCUUGAAAGUCUGCUGCAGUUUGGCAAAUCACUGUUUCAUUUAAUAGCUAUGAUUCUAUGAAACAAAAUACUGCUGCAGAAUGUAAAUGAAGCACUUCUCAAUGCUUUUUGAGUCUGAUUCAAGAUUCAGUGCUGAAAUAUUGGAUGAACAUGGCUGCUACACCCUUCACUACUUUCAUCUCCAGUAUUCAUCAUCCAGUAUCUCUAGUUCAUGUUCUGAUAUCACAUCCACCAGGCUCCUAUUUAUAAAUUAACUGAAUUAAUCAAUUACUAGUUAUUUAAUGAAGGUUUUAGGUUUUUUGUCUCAUUUUGAACAUUUCAUAUGCUGAAGAGGGUUAGACACACUUUUAAGGCUUCUGUGAAACUCUUGCUACCUUAGAUAAUUUACACACAGACUUCCAUUAUUUAUGGAAGAAAGAAUGGAGUAAAGUAAUAACUCCACAUUCACUACAGAGAGCAAAGGCAACAAGAAGUACACCUAAUCUUGCAUGCAUUUUGCUACUUGUAAGCAGAGCCCCAGGUGAACCUUUUCUCAUACUUAGGGAAUUCUGACCAUUUCUUUCCCGUAACAUGCUUUACUUACAUUUCUAAUCAAGGGUAAGUUUAUGUAACAAUCCUUUCCUUGUAUCUCCUGUUCUUAGUCAUAUAUUUUCUUUACUACAGUAGAAACCUGAAGACUCAAAUGUUUCAAACCUUUGUCUGGCAAACCUGGUAGAGAAUAUCCAACACAUGCAAAAAUAUGGGGAAGGAAUGACAGACACUCAGGCAAGAUGUUAUGUGCGGUCCCUGCACACAACCUUGUAGCCACGCGUACUCACACAGACAUCUCACUACAGCAUGGCUGUGCAAUCAGGUCUCAUUUUUAUAAGAAAUGCAGCUGAACUUUUGAACUGUUAGGCACUUCUUAAAUCUGCUGCCCUAUAGCUCUGCAUGCCAUGAUCAUCACUCGUUGUGUUAGAGUAUGACUGUAAAUAAAUAUCUCAAAAUGCUACCAAUAUUUCCCCUUAUUAGGAAGGAUUCUUCCUCAUUAUCUCUGAAAAAUACCUGUGAACACCAAUAUUUUUCAGACUCUCAGUGUAACUCUAGUACCUCCAGUCAUAUGUGAGAAUCUGGCCCAUAUGUAAGAAAGUAGUUAUAUUUAAAAAAAAUAAACUAAACAGAGAGAGACAGUACAAAUAGCAAAUAGCACAGUCACUGGUAUGCUCUUUCCUAAGUGCUGUGUCAUGUCAUUGCUAACGAUCACAGUCAUUCUUGAUUUAAGCACCAGCUUACGUCCUCCAGGAUGUAAUUUUUUUCCACACAGAUUUAUUAUGUUUUGAAAAGGUAAUAACUAUAAAUGAAAAAUCUAAGAGUGAAUGUGUUUACGAUGUUGGUAAGGCUGUACAAACACAAAAGGAAAGUAGUCCCCUAAAACAUUUCUGCAUAUGUAUUCAGUCUUUUCAGUUCUUCCACCUCAAAUUUAUUUUAAGCUCAUAGUGAAUGUAACUUUCAAAUAAUGUUGUAAUUGGCUCCUUUGCACUGCACACAUUUCAUUGUAAUGUGUCUAACUGUAAAAGUCAGAGAGAAAUUGUUUAAGAGAAAGGGCAAUUCACAUGGGCUAGACUCCACCAGGUUCUGUGAAGUUCUUUGUAAUGAAUAAUAGUGUGAUCAAGAGUAGAGCCUGAAUCACAAUGCUUUACCCAUCUUUUCUGGAGAAGAGAGGAGUGUGUAAAGAAUUGAAGUUAUGCAUUUUCUUUGCUGUCAUCAUAUCAAUAGGUAAACAUAUGCUUACAUGUCAGAAUGUGUGGAGAACUGCUUUGUAUCUUAUUUUUUAUAUGAUAUAAAUGUACUGAGAACUGCUUUGUAUCAUAUUUUGUACAUGAUAUAUCAUGUAAUAGAUAGAAUGUGUUGUAUAUAGGUAAGAUAUUAUGAAGCUUGUUAGAAACAUAAUUAGAAAGGAUAACCUUAAGAUAAAAUAAAACAAUUACUUGAGACUAUUGUUACUUAUAUCUUGAUUUAGAUAUAAAUUGUUUAAAUCUGUUAUGAAGCUCUACAUAGGAGAAUAGUCUCAGACUCAGAAAUUCUUGAUUCCUUUCUUUUUCUCUGCCACUGACAUAUGCAGUCAUUGUAUGCAAAUAUUUUCAUCUCUUACUGUUUCAAAUCU
Messenger RNA from Gallus gallus (chicken), 8479 nucleotides. RefSeq names its product tetraspanin 19 (gene TSPAN19). The record is from RefSeq and is a predicted model, not a curated record. NCBI's taxonomy places the organism in Eukaryota, Metazoa, Chordata, Aves, Galliformes, Phasianidae. The coding region runs from base 744 to 1373 and encodes 209 amino acids. The transcript is spliced from 7 exons. Gene Ontology annotation, cellular component: membrane.